CGACCAACAAUCAGUCUUGACCCCAUUUUUUGGCUUCCGAUGACGUUCAGUGAGCGUAGCCGCUGCCUCAAACAACUACUCCGGUCAAUGCCCGACGAAAUCGACAUGUACCUCACAAAAGAUCAUGCCUUCAAAUGUUUGAAAAUGUACAACCAUCUCCAGCUUUAA
Messenger RNA from Mycotypha africana, 168 nucleotides. RefSeq lists its product as uncharacterized. Lineage: Eukaryota; Fungi; Mucoromycota; Mucoromycetes; Mucorales; Mycotyphaceae. The transcript has a single exon. The annotation marks the transcript as partial. The record is from RefSeq and is a predicted model, not a curated record.